UACUAUAUAUACCAACUGCAAACCAAGGUCCUCCUACACGCCCCCCUGAGUGAAUCCGCUGCGACCGCCAGAGCUUCUGCUUCCGCCGACGAAAUCAUGGGGCACUCGAACGUCUGGAACUCCCACCCUAAGAACUACGGCCCUGGAUCCCGUACCUGUCGCGUGUGUGGAAACCCUCAUGGUUUGAUCAGGAAGUACGGCCUCAUGUGCUGCAGGCAGUGCUUCCGCAGCAAUGCCAAGGAAAUCGGCUUCAUCAAGUACCGUUAAGUGGCUGAUAUUCAAACAUUCCAGGAGUCGAUGAUUUGGCCCAAGAUGAGUACUAGUAGUAGUGGUUUCUGAGUUCUCAUCAACUUUUAAGAAGAUAUUUUUGUUUUAGCUGAUCUGCUGUUGAACUUGAAUUGGUUGUCAGACUUAAGAAUAUUUGUUAUUAAUGAAUUAAAGUUUGAUUUAUGUUC
Molecule: messenger RNA, 455 nt
Organism: Malus domestica (apple)
Lineage: Eukaryota; Viridiplantae; Streptophyta; Magnoliopsida; Rosales; Rosaceae
Product: small ribosomal subunit protein uS14z/uS14y/uS14x
Biological process (GO): translation
Cellular component (GO): ribosome; cytosolic small ribosomal subunit
Molecular function (GO): structural constituent of ribosome; zinc ion binding
Source: RefSeq, a predicted model, not a curated record